CGGUUGAAUCGUCGGUCUCACAAGUUCACCUAACGACAAAAAUAUCACUGAAAUUGUCAACAGGAAAAACCAGAAGACAGCAGCAACAAGAUGAUGACUUAACCGAUAACAUUGGGAUUGAUCCCAUUUUCUUGUAUACCUCGGUUUAAUUAAAAAAAAAACCCUUCAUAAUUCAACCCCUUGAAAUCAAAUAUAACCCCUUGAAAAUCGUCUCUUGUUUAGAUUAUAGCUCCUUAUUUUGUCUUUUAACGAUGGCAGCUUUGUCUAGAUUUGUCGUCACAGAUACCAAUCUGCAUGCAUAUGAAGCUGUAAUACGUAGAAGACCAUGGUCCUUGAUUCCUGGAAGAAGGGUACUGUCAGCUCAGCUAGAUGUUAGAGCUGGGAUUUCUUUGUAUGGAAAUGGUUGGUCAAUGCAAAGCAAGCCAAAUAGUCCCCUUGCUGCUCUUUUAGCCCCUUCCUCCAUUAUUCUAGAUUCAAGGAACUCCAAAGUUAAAUGCAAGGCUGCUGCUAAUGUUUCCGGAGAUAGUCCGACACCGAAAGGGAUGAACCAGUACGAGAGAAUAAUUGAAACUUUGACAACUCUUUUCCCAGUGUGGGUUACCUUGGGAGCUAUUGUUGGCAUCUACAAGCCAGCUGCGGUAACAUGGUUAGAGACAGAUCUUUUCACCCUUGGCCUAGGUUUCCUCAUGCUUUCAAUGGGACUGACAUUAACCUUUGAAGAUUUCAGACGCUGUCUACGGAAUCCAUGGACUGUAGGUGUAGGUUUUCUUGCUCAAUACCUAAUCAAGCCUAUGCUAGGAUUUGCUAUUGCAACGACACUGAAACUUUCUGCUCCUCUUGCAACUGGUCUUAUUUUGGUCUCAUGCUGCCCAGGUGGUCAAGCAUCAAAUGUUGCAACCUAUAUAUCUAAAGGGAAUGUGGCACUUUCUGUUCUCAUGACAACGUGUUCAACUAUUGGAGCAAUAGUUAUGACACCACUCCUCACAAAGCUACUUGCUGGUCAGCUUGUUCCUGUGAAAGCUGUAGAUCUUGCAUUGAGCACUUUUCAGGUUGUGUUAGUUCCAACAGUUAUCGGAGUUUUGGCCAAUGAAUACUUUCCCAAAUUCACUUCAAAAAUCAUCUCAGUGACUCCAUUAAUCGGAGUUGUUCUGACUACUCUUCUUUGUGCAAGCCCUAUUGGCCUAGUGUCUGAAGUGUUGAAAACCCAAGGAGCUCAGCUAAUAUUCCCUGUUGCUCUCCUACAUGCUGCUGCUUUUGCAAUUGGUUAUUGGGUUUCUAAAAUAUCAUUCGGUGAAUCCACCUCUCGUACCAUAUCCAUUGAAUGUGGAAUGCAGAGCUCUGCACUUGGUUUCUUGCUUGCCAAGAAACAUUUCACUAAUCCCCUUGUAAUGGUUCCUUCUGCUGUUAGUGUUGUUUUCAUGGCGCUUGGAGGGAGUGGCCUUGCUGUUUUUUGGAGGAACCGACCAAUUCCUUUGGAUGACAAGGAUGAUUUCAAGGAAUGACAAGAUUGCUUCUAUUUUCUUUUGGCACAAAAGAGGUCGUAGCUUGAAGAGGGGCUAUAAGCUUUAGGAUUCAAAUCACGGAUACAAAGCAGUCGAGGGGCUAUAAGCUUAGGAGUCGAAUCACAGAUACGAAGCGACUGCUUGUAAAUCAAUCAUGAAUAAUUUCAUCAAAUUACAUCAUUGAACUUUCAUCAAAUACAUUUCUGAGUUUCAUUUUUCUUGAAUGCAAACAAUGUUGCUCUGAUUUUUGCGGA
Molecule: messenger RNA, 1756 nt
Organism: Gossypium raimondii (Peruvian cotton)
Lineage: Eukaryota; Viridiplantae; Streptophyta; Magnoliopsida; Malvales; Malvaceae
Product: sodium/pyruvate cotransporter BASS2, chloroplastic
Exons: 13
Coding region: 252-1502 (416 amino acids)
Cellular component (GO): membrane
Source: RefSeq, a predicted model, not a curated record